Molecule: messenger RNA, 894 nt
Organism: Didymodactylos carnosus
Lineage: Eukaryota; Metazoa; Rotifera; Eurotatoria; Philodinida; Philodinidae
Source: the annotation of a GenBank genome assembly
AUGCUUAUAGUUGGCACACUACUGAAUGAAUCAUAUCUAGAAGAAAUCAACGAUUCUAUCGGAUUUGUUCGUUUAAAAUGGAAUUUUAAGUUAAAAUUACCCCGUGACGGUGACUAUGUGGAUGGAAUGAAAAUCAAAGAGAUAAUUGCUGAAAAAGAACAAGAACGAGCAUCUGAUAAAUAUUUGUCAAGUAUUGGGAAUAUAUUUGUAUCUAAACCAUUGUUAGAACAAGCAGCCAUACGGCUUCGGAUUUCUUCUGAACUUGAUCUGACAAAUUUCGAUCUUAAAGUAAUGACAAUGCAAACUACUACUGAAUUAUAUAAACUACCAUAUCAUCUGUGGAAAAAUACUCUAUUAACUGUUCACAAAGAAAUGACCGAGAAAGCAGAUACUCAUUCAGAAUGGUUCAAUACUCAACUAGAAAUGAAAACAGAGCCAACCCCGUAUUCAUCGAAUCAACUAUUUUCUAUAUGUUUGUAUCCAGCAUUUGGUAUUCCAUUACCGCGAGAUGUGGCUGAAAAAGCUGAUAGUCUAUUAAAAUUUUAUGAAUUAGUUAAACCACUGUUAUUUUCCAUGAAAUAUUUCAAAUCAACAUUCUGUUCAAGUGAUCAACAUCCUUUUUAUGAGCAUGCAGACAUUGAUCGUGUUCCAUGCGUGUGUUUGAAGUUUCAGCCCGUCAUACUCGAAUGGUUUCUCCAACGAUGCACAAUGAAUCCAAGACUAAAUUAUAAUGAACAAUGUAAAGUUUAUCUAGUCCCUAAAUGUAGCCAUAAACUAUCUUCAAUAGCCAAACAUGAAUUUCGUUAUUCAUUUUCAAUUAUUGAAAAACAUCUUGCAAUAAAUCGUCGACCAAUGGAAAAACUAUUGAAUUCUUUAGCAAGAAAAGUUUAUUAA